Rhincodon typus (whale shark) is the source of this 714-nucleotide messenger RNA. RefSeq names its product protein-lysine methyltransferase METTL21E-like. Lineage: Eukaryota; Metazoa; Chordata; Chondrichthyes; Orectolobiformes; Rhincodontidae. The transcript is spliced from 4 exons. The record is from RefSeq and is a predicted model, not a curated record. Gene Ontology annotation, biological process: peptidyl-lysine methylation. Gene Ontology annotation, molecular function: protein-lysine N-methyltransferase activity. The coding region runs from base 1 to 714 and encodes 237 amino acids. Gene Ontology annotation, cellular component: cytoplasm; cytosol.
AUGAACAAUUCAGAGAAGACUGGCAUUAAUAAAGAAAAAGCUGAAGAUGGAGAUAUAUCAUCAGAAAUCAUGAAAAGGCGAUGGGUGCCAAGUAUCUUUAAAAGCAUGCCCUGGGAGUGCUUUCAAUUUGCAGGGUAUGAAAUCAAAAUCACAGAAACCACUGAUUGCUAUGGUGCGUAUGUCUGGCCUUCGGCCUUGGUGUUGUGCUAUUACCUGGAACACAGUCAGAAAGAAAAUAGUCUUAUCGAUAAAAAUGUAAUUGAAAUAGGAGCAGGAACAGGUUUGGUAUCAAUUGUUGCUGGUUUACUUGGCUGUCAUGUGAUUGCCACAGAUCUACCUCAUUUACUCGGAAACCUCCAGUACAAUAUAUCCCGAAAUACAAAAUUGAGAAGCAAAUAUCAGCCACAGGUCAGAGAACUUAGAUGGGGAGUAGAUUUGGAAAACAAAUUCCCCAGAAGUGCUUGUCAGUAUGAUUAUAUUAUGGCCGCUGAUGUGGUCUACAGUCACCCAUACCUGGAUGAACUUCUAAUGACUUUUGAUCACUUAUGUCAAGAUAACACCAUCAUUUUGUGGACAAUGAGAUUUAGACUUGAUGAAGAUAAUGAUUUUGUGAAGAAGUUCCAGUGUAUAUUUGAUACUGAAGUUAUUUAUGAUCUUCCAACUUUACAGAUAAAGUUGUACAAAGCAAAAAGAAAAGUUUUGCAAAUUGGUUAA